Dinoponera quadriceps is the source of this 1005-nucleotide messenger RNA. It is a transcript of the gene Mpp6, whose product is annotated as M-phase phosphoprotein 6. Gene Ontology annotation, biological process: maturation of 5.8S rRNA. Bases 191 to 640 code for a protein of 149 amino acids. The transcript is spliced from 3 exons. The record is from RefSeq and is a predicted model, not a curated record. NCBI's taxonomy places the organism in Eukaryota, Metazoa, Arthropoda, Insecta, Hymenoptera, Formicidae.
CAACUAUAAAGAACAAACCUUUGUUUACAUCACACCGUGUUUGAUUCGUUACGUCUCGACAUGUGCAGAUAUUAAAAAUUUAAUUUCGAAAUAAUUUGACGAAAUAAUUUCGAAAAAAUUGUGACUGUUGUUUAGCUAGAAUAUAGCGUAACUAAUUUCAUAAGAUCAGUCAAAAUACAAAUCUGCAGAAAUGAAUACAGAAAGAAUAACCUUGUCAAAGAAUAUAUUGCAAAUGAAGUUUAUGAAGCGAACAAAGGAAAAAGUCGAGAAACAACAGUUUCAAGAAGAAGGAGAAUUAUAUUUUGGAAGCAGAGUUAUGACACGUAUGAAGAAACAAUCGGAGAGAUUCAUCGUGGAACCGAGUUAUGCUUUUUGCGAGGGACUCGUCAGUGGUAGGAUGAGCUUUCAAGGAAUGAAUCCAGUGAUUGAGAAGUACAUGGAGUCAAUACAGCAAAAGGAGAAAUUACAGGAAGAAGAAAGCCAACCAACAGACGUAUCAGACGAACAAAUGGCUGUUCAGUGGCAGAGAAUAAAAGGAAAGUUCAACGCUAUGCCCAAGCGUAAAAAUUUAUAUUACAAUGAAGAUGAAAAAAACGGGCCAGUAGCGAAGAAGACAAAAUUUUUAAAACCGGUAGAUUGAUAAAUUGUAAAUAAUACUAUAAUACUAUACUACUACAUAGUAGUUAGUAGUUAGUUGCUAAUGUAUAUAUAGUUUAACACUCUGGGGAGACCAAAGACACGAAUUCUCUGUAUAACCGGAUGCUUGCAGGCUUGUCAGUCUUCAAAGUGUUAAACAUACUCGAUGAAUAUUGAUGUAUUUGACAUAAUAAUAAGUUAACUAAGAUAAUACGAUUAUGAUGUAACUGUUCGAAGAAGGUCGGAUAAUUAUUAUCUGAAAUAUUGUUUAUUUAUCACAUCUGAAAUACACGUUUUGUAUAUAUUUCACUCCGACCACUAAUGUCUCUCGAAGGAGAAACUUGCGAAUAAAAUUGCCCGUGUUUUCUA